Molecule: messenger RNA, 564 nt
Organism: Plutella xylostella (diamondback moth)
Lineage: Eukaryota; Metazoa; Arthropoda; Insecta; Lepidoptera; Plutellidae
Source: RefSeq, a predicted model, not a curated record
AUGAAGCGGAACAAAGUCCCACCAGAUGAUGCCACCGCCCAUGAGCCGGAAGACAUGCCCGGCACUCCAGAUGGCACGACUUCCGAAGAUGACCCGGAAGAACCGGACCCAGAACAAGCUUCCACCCAAAACGAUUCGACCCCCAAGCACCUCAAGACCAACACCAGAGAAUCCACACCGAAGUCCCCCAGCCACAAGACCCCAAAGUGCCUCAACAUCUGCACCAACAUCAAAGCCGCCCAGCUGCAAGAGCACCAAGCAACGCAGAACCAACCGCAUCCUCCAACACACCAGACAGGCCAGACGAAAAUGAACCCCCGGACCCCCCGUCCCCAGACCCAGACUCGGACGAAGAUGAGACCGACUGGAAAAAACAAGAAUGGACCCAGAAACCAGAUCAGCCACCCUGACACUCCGAAAGUUCAAUCCCCAAAACAGCCUCCAAACAGAACGAAACCUCCGACCCACCCCUCUCCACUCUUCAGCGAUGACGCACCAAACACCACUGUGGACCAAACCAAUUUAUACCAAGCCAUGAUUUCUUCUUUAGUGGUUGGUGUAUAA